GUCUUGGCCUAAGACCCUCGCUGUUCUGCCUUAAGUCUGAGCCGUCUGUGGAGCAUCUCAUUCUUCCUCUGAGGCAUUGGUGAUUGUUACAAUUGCUUGCUGUCAAUUGUAUUGUCCCAGUCAAUUACAAUGGCUUCUGAGAGAGAACCUACAGCGGCGGGCGCUGAUACUUCUGCGCCUGCAGACACGACAAAUGCUGCUGGCGAACAGAACGCGCCGGCUGCUGAUGCUGCCAGCAACGAUGCCUCUUCCGACGACCAUGUUCGCGAUGAGAAGGUCGCUCCAGGCCCAACCAAAUGGCAAAAAGUGAAGAGUCAUUUCUGGCGGUACAAAUGGUGGUAUUUACUUCUUGUCGCUGUUCUUCUCGCCAUUUUACUGCCACUGCUCUUCACUGUAAUCAUUCCCGCAAUCGUCCAAGACAUUCUCAAUGACCAGAAGCUCCCCAUAUACGGCGGCGCUUUACAGGUUAUAUCUCCAACCGAAGUGAACAUGAGUAUCGAGACACAGUUAAAGACACCAAUCGCUGCGACUCUGAAACCAGUGGAUCUCUUCCUCUACAGCAAGGAAACGAAGCCCGUGUCGUCAUUUUUCAAGCUUCAAUUCCCUGAAACGCACAUCAAGAGUCACACUAAUGUCACCAUCACCAACCAGACACUCCUGGUGACAAAUGAGACUGAGCUGACGAAGUGGUUUAAUGUUUUCUUCGACAAACCCGAUGCCGAAUUGUCGUUGGAGGGAAAGCCUGAGAUUAGGCUUGGCUCUUUGAAGUAUCACCGCAGUCUGAAGAAGACUGUUGACAUCGCUUCUCUUAACUACCUUGACGGCUUUGCGCUCAAGAGCUUAGACUUUGAUCUGAAUGCCAAUCGGACAUCAAAGAACAACAUGAAGGGAAUGCUAAACAUCCCAAACUCCGGAGUCCUUCGACUUGGACUAGGCAACCUGACAUUCAAUGUCAUGUCGGGCGACAUUAGACUGGGUCUCAUCAACCUCUGGGAUCUGCAGCUCUGGCCAGGCAACAACUCUGUACCGUUCGAUGGCAACUUCUACUUCGACCAGCUGGUUCCCAACCUCUCUGAGAUCCUCGAUAUGCAAAAGGGACCUCUAGGUAACGGCUAUCUGGAGUUCAACGCAACAGGAAACACCACCAUUGCUGGUGGUGAGCACAUCAAGUACAUAGAAGGGGUGUUGAACUACAAGCAUAUCAGGUUCACCUUCCCUGUGAUCACUCUGCUGGGUGAUGUCCUUGGUGGCUUGCUGGACGCCAACCAGGGCUCGCUUCUGGAUAUCUUUGGCACUUCGAUUGGAAAUUCGACGUUGCUUGAACACGUCCUGGGACAUUGGGAUAAUAACGGCGAAGGAGGAUCUUCUAAUAAGACUGCAAGGAGUUUGAUGGAGAGGAGUAAGACCAGAGCACCAAAGGCCUGGAUGUGGAGUCUUCUUAAAUUGGGUUUAACGAGGAGGAGCUUAUGAGUAUGAUAGUGUAGUCUUGGUUUUUAAUAUGAUCUGAUGCCUUUUAUUGCAUAACCUCAACCAUGAGACCGUGAAUGUCGCAUUGUCACUAUGUGAACCCUGGCG
Molecule: messenger RNA, 1575 nt
Organism: Fusarium odoratissimum NRRL 54006
Lineage: Eukaryota; Fungi; Ascomycota; Sordariomycetes; Hypocreales; Nectriaceae
Exons: 2
Coding region: 130-1470 (446 amino acids)
Cellular component (GO): fungal-type vacuole membrane
Source: RefSeq, a predicted model, not a curated record